Molecule: messenger RNA, 1590 nt
Organism: Penicillium daleae
Lineage: Eukaryota; Fungi; Ascomycota; Eurotiomycetes; Eurotiales; Aspergillaceae
Product: sugar porter family MFS transporter
Exons: 2
Coding region: 1-1590 (529 amino acids)
Biological process (GO): carbohydrate transport; transmembrane transport
Cellular component (GO): membrane
Molecular function (GO): carbohydrate:proton symporter activity
Source: RefSeq, a predicted model, not a curated record
AUGGAAGCGCUGAGGCUGUCCACAGCCCGAUGGAGGACCUAUUGGCUAGCUGCAGUGCUGUGUUGCGGCGGUGCAUUAUUCGGAUAUGAUUCAGGUGUCAUUGGUGGCGUCCUCACCUUCAAGUCCUUCCAGGACUCCUUCGACUUUACAGCCGCCCAAAAGACCCGGGUAAGCUCAAUCGCAGUCGGCAUCCAACAAGCCGGCGCACUAGCCGGAUGUUUCCUCGUCUGGCCCGUGACAAACCGGUAUGGACGACGUAUCGCCAUGAUGCUCUGCUCCCUGGUCUUCUGCCUUGGUGUCGUCCUCGAAGUUAUCGACACGCACUCGCUCCCGGCAUUCUAUGUCGGGCGAGUAAUCUGCGGUCUGGGGAUCGGUGGCUCUGCAACUAUCAUCCCGAUUUACAUGUCCGAGAUGAGUCCCAAGGAGAUUCGAGGUCAACUUGGUAGUUGCUACCAAUUGACGUACACCAUCGGUAUCCUGAUCUCCUACUGGAUCGACUACGGUGUCAAAGCCAUGCCCAGCAGUGCAAGUCAAUGGCAGAUACCUAUUGGACUGCAGCUUGUCCCAGGGGCAAUGAUGGGUCUGGGAAUGUUUACACUCGACGAGAGUGUUCGUUGGUUAUUAGCCCACGGCAAGACGGCCGAGGCCUGGCGCAGCUUGGUCUGGAUCCGGGCCGGUGAUGGCUCAGCCGUGAGCGAGGAAUUCGACGAGAUGCGCCGUGGCCUGGAAGAAGAGCGCCACGCGACAGCUGGUUUCCGUCCUCGCGAGCUCCUCGAGUGGCCGAACCUGCACCGACUGCUCAUUGGUGGUGGACUCUUUCUGUCGCAGCAGUCGACCGGCUCAACGGCGCUGGCGUAUUUCGGGCCACAGUUCUUCUCGCUUCUUGUCGGGCCGGGCGACAAGAAUCUCUUGUUGACCGGUAUCUUUGGCGCGAUCAAGGUGGUUGCUUGUCUCACCUUUGUGAUCUUCGUGUCCGACCGGUUCGGGCGUCGCCCGUUGUUGGCCAGCGGGGCUGCCUUUAUGGCCGCUUGCAUGCUUGCCACUGCGGCCGUCGUCAAAGAGUACCCGCCACAUGAUGGAGUCGUCUCAUCCGCAGGUAUCGCUACCGUAGCCUUGAUAUACCUCGACAUCAUCGCGUACAAUUUCAGCUGGGGCCCUCUGCCCUGGCCAUGUACGAGCGAGAUUUUCCCCACCCGCAUCCGCGAGCCUGGUGUUGCGUUUGGCGUGGGAUCUCAAUGGCUGUUUAAUUUUAUCUGGAGCUUUGCCACACCUUACAUCAUGGCUGGUAUUGGGUGGGCGACAUUCCUGCUGUUUGGGCUUUUGGAUAUUUUGAUUGUGGCGUUUACGUUCUUCUGUCUUAAGGAGACGGCUGGAAAGACGCUUGAGGAGAUUAAUGAGAUGUUUGAUGGCAUUGAUCAUGAUGCUGAACAUGGGUGGAAGGGUGGUUCAUUUGAUCCUGAGACAGAGGAUCAUGACAGCCAUGUACAGGAUGGACCAGGUCAAUACUCGACGCGUGUGGAAACUGUGGAAUCAGACCAGGACAAGAAUCGCGCUAUGCAUAAUGAGGAGUCAGCCGCUGGGCGGGCUUGA